AUGACACUAUUCCUUUGCAACUGGUACAAGCGCGAAGAGUUAGCGGUGAGAGUGGCAUUCCUCUUCAUUGCAUCUGCUUUAUCCGGUGCUUUCGGUGGGCUUCUUGCGUGGGCCAUGCUGCAUAUGGACGGAGUGUCGAACAUGAGUGGUUGGCGAUGGCUCUAUAUCAUUGAAGGCCUCAUCACUGUUGUUUGGGCUGGGUGCUGCAUCUUUGUCGUGCCUAAGAACUAUGAGACGGCCUACUUCCUGAAUGAAGAAGAGAAGGCAAUCAUGCGAAGACGCGCUGAGGAAAUGGAGGCUUAUAGUGGCGGUUCGGGACACUACGGAAAGAAAGAAAUCAAAGAGGCUGCAAAGGAUAUCAAAAGUUGGGUCCACGGUAUCAUUCAGAUUGCUGUUGUUACCAUUCUCUAUGGUUUUGGAACCUUCCUGCCUAUCAUCAUCAAGGAUGGGUUCCACUAUUCCACGGUUCAAGCACAGUACUUGGUCAUCCCAGUGAACCUGUGGGGUGCUAUCGUAUACGCGGUCGGUGCAGUUCUGUCGGAUAAGUACCAGAAGCGCUUCCUUCCGCUUGUAAUAUGCGCUCCUUUCGGCAUCGUAGGAUAUGCAAUCCUCCUCGCCGAUGUCCCAGCAGGCGUCCGAUAUUUUGCUACCUAUCUCAUUGCAACUGCUUGCUUCUUGUGCACGGGAGGUAAUAUUGCUUGGCUCUCUGGCAAUUGUGCUCCUGAUGGCAAGCGUGCUGCCAGUCUCGGCAUAUUGUUGAGCUUAACAAACAUUGGUGGUGUUGUUUCCGGUCAGAUUUACCAGUCUAAUGCCGCGCCUGCAUAUACACUCGGUCAUGCAUGGUCUCUAGGCUGUUUAGCUUUUGCAUGGUUUGGAUGGUGGAUUGUGAGAUGGAUCUAUAUCAGACGCCAAGUUGCAAAGGAGAAGGCACUGGCCGAAGGCGUGGUAGUCCCGCCUGAGGAGUAUACUGAUCGGGCACCGGACUUCAAGUACCAAAUUUAG
Messenger RNA from Phaeoacremonium minimum UCRPA7, 1002 nucleotides. RefSeq names its product putative high-affinity nicotinic acid transporter protein. Gene Ontology annotation, molecular function: transmembrane transporter activity. The record is from RefSeq and is a predicted model, not a curated record. NCBI's taxonomy places the organism in Eukaryota, Fungi, Ascomycota, Sordariomycetes, Togniniales, Togniniaceae. Gene Ontology annotation, cellular component: membrane. Gene Ontology annotation, biological process: transmembrane transport. The transcript is spliced from 4 exons. The coding region runs from base 1 to 1002 and encodes 333 amino acids.